CGGCAGCUAGCAGCGACCCCUAGCUUCCCCCUCCAGCAUGGACGUUUUCAAAAUCGACCAAUCGCUAAGCGGAACGCUGGGCGGGGCGCCAUCUCCCGACAAAAUCAAUCCGGAAGUGACGUUUGAUACCGGGUCGGAGUUCAAUUUGUGUUUUUUCGAUACAGACGACAAUACUACACAGGGUGGUUUUAGCGAUCCAGGAUCUGUGGAGUCAGCCUCGGCUGGAGAAUCUCCCUCUCCUGUACCCCAACAGCAAUUGACUACAAUCCACUUGCAACAGUCGCCCUUACAAUCGGGUAGUACCGAUAUAGGGAGCAACGGGACGAUAUUGCUAUCGCCGCAGGGUGGUUCUCCUGGUACUUCGUCCGUGAAACAAGAACAAAGCAAUUAUGUAGCAGCAGACUCCAAUAGUUCCAAUACAACAAAAUCAUUUGUUCCUUGCAAGGUGUGCGGUGACAAAGCAUCGGGUUAUCAUUACGGAGUUACUUCUUGCGAAGGCUGUAAAGGAUUCUUCAGGCGCAGCAUCCAGAAACAGAUAGAGUAUAGGUGUCUCCGAGACGGCAAAUGCCUGGUUAUAAGACUGAAUAGGAAUCGCUGUCAGUAUUGUAGAUUCAAGAAAUGCCUAGCCGUCGGCAUGUCUAGAGAUUAUUGCAUCUUUCCAGCGGUGCGGUACGGCCGCGUGCCCAAGCGGUCGCGCGAGCGCAGCGUCGAGGACCAGCAGCCUGCGUCCAGGGUGGUGAGCACGACGACGGCGCCGGACGUGGUUGUUGCCGUGGUUAGCCCCUCGUCCAACACCGUCACCACCACGGAGGCCAUGUCGCCCUCUUCGGUGGUGACGGCGGCGACCAACACGGCGGUCACGCCUUCGGCGAACGCGUGCAGCGUCAUCGUGGACAACGACAGCAAGCAGGUGGCGCUCUAUGAUGUCAUUUUGGAAGUGUCUCAGGCUCACCAUGCAAAUUGCAAUUAUACCGACGAACGAACGAGAAGCUUACAGAAGCGACCUUUCUUGCCACCACCAAGGUACAAAACGGAAGACGACGACGAGGAUAGGGAUGAUGGAGAUAGCGACCAAGUGGCAUCGUCAACCGCGGAGUCUUUAGAGAACGACAAAUGUUGGCUUUGGCAACAGUUCGCUACGUGUAUGACCCCUUGUGUCCAAAGGGUGGUAGAAUUUGCCAAAAGAAUUCCAGGAUUUAGCGGUUUAGGCCAGGACGAUCAACUAAUCCUAAUCAAACUGGGGUUUUUCGAGGUGUGGUUGACGCACGUGGCUAAGUUGACGAACAAUCAGCAAUUGGUUUUCGAUGACGGCACGUUAGUCACCAAACAGCAGUUAGAGACUAUGUACGAUAGCGAAUUCACGACUUCGGUGAUCCAUUUCGCGAACAGCUUCAACGCCCUCGGCCUCAACGACACGGAGGUGGGGCUGUUCUCGGCGGCGGUACUCUUGACCGCCGACCGACCGGGCGUUACGGACGUCAAAACCAUCGAACAGCAUCAGGAUAAGCUGAUCGAAGCGUUGAAAGUACAGGUGAACCGAACUCACGCGACCGAACCGCAAGUGCUCUCGAAUCUGUUGCUAAAGCUGCCCGAACUUCGUAAUUUGGGAACGAAACACAACGCCCAUUUGGACUGGUUCAGGGCGAAUUGGCGGAAAUUGGCGUUGCCGCCACUUUUCGCAGAAAUAUUCGAUAUACCGAAAUCCGAAGACGAUCUACAGUGAGACAAAGAAAUGAAACGAUUUAUAAUUAUCUACAUUUAUACAGAGAUCUUCAGAUAAUUGGCAGAAAAAUGGAAGAAAAUGACGAAAAACCGUUUGCAUUUGCUCAAAAUACGCUUUAAAACGAUAAAAAUAAGAAGAAAAAUGAAACACUGGUCUGAUACGUGCCGGCAUGGACUAUUCUUUCAUAAAAAAACAUUGCGACGUAUAGUCUAGGAACAAUUUUCGAGAUUGACAGGGUCACAGAUGAUUUAAUUUUUAUGGAAUUUAGUCUUUAACUGUAACUUAUUGUAGCAUAAUAAUAUUAAUAAUGUUGUUAUACAUAUCAAUGUAAACUAACUAUAUCAAUCAGCUCUUUUCUUAGACGCGACUGUAUGUACAAGCGGUGAUUUCUAAUCUAAUUGCGAGUAGGUUUAGGAUUAAGACAUAUAGAGAGGCAUCAAUUUUAGGAGGCAUUUGACUUUGAAUUUCUAAAUACAUUAAAUAAGAAUAUAACAUGCUGUCUGACGAGGGAAUAUGCUCUCAGAUGCAAAAAAGUACAACUGAAUUUUUUUGUCAAAUUUAAAUUGUUAUCCUAUAAGUGUUAUACAUAUAUUUUUAUUUUUAGUCCUAUUUUCAUGAUUUUUUUAGCAAACUGUAUAUAAAU
This is a messenger RNA of Sitophilus oryzae (rice weevil), 2366 nucleotides long. It is a transcript of the gene Eip78C, whose product is annotated as ecdysone-induced protein 78C. Lineage: Eukaryota; Metazoa; Arthropoda; Insecta; Coleoptera; Curculionidae. The coding region runs from base 38 to 1723 and encodes 561 amino acids. Gene Ontology annotation, biological process: regulation of DNA-templated transcription. Gene Ontology annotation, molecular function: nuclear receptor activity; sequence-specific DNA binding; zinc ion binding. The record is from RefSeq and is a predicted model, not a curated record. The transcript has 10 exons.